AAAAACAGUUGAAACAUGUCUCCUCCCUCCCAGGCCACCAUUAUGGUGUUCCAGGCUGUUGCUGAAUACAGGAUUAAAGUGAAAGACAUAAAGCAGUUAGAACUGGAGAUGACGAUCCAAGUGGAAGGCAGCCGGCAGCCGAUUGUGUUGAAGUUCAGCAAAGAAGAUGCUCAUCUCGCACAAACAGCAAAGCUUCCAUCUAACAGACAGAUCACCAUCAGUGCCAAGGGUUAUGGAGAGGCCUCUGUAACUGUUGUGACUGAGUACUAUGCAACACCAAAAGAGAGUAGUGGCACCUGCAAGAACUUUGAGCUUGAUUUGACUUUUGAAAAGGAUGAUCAAGUGAGAUAUCAAGGAGCAACUGAGAGUUACAAACUCACUAUCACCACCAGGUAUCUGUCUGCUGACAGGGAUGCCACCAUGUCUAUACUGGACAUAUCAUUACUGACAGGAUUUGUUGUGGAUGAGAAUGAUCUGAAGGCGCAUCCAACACAAUCUGUGUAGCCAAGAACACCCAUAAUGUGCUAAUAUUACACAUUUACACAUCACGUGUUAAUCUCAGAGAUGUAGUGAAGACCAGUCCUCCAAGACCAUGACCAUUCAAGACCAGAGGUGUGGUCAAGACCAGAUCCUCUAAGACCAAAACAAGAACAUUAAAGUAUAGAGUUAAUGAGAUAAUUAAUUAAUCAUGUGGUGAUUGUGCAUUAGUGAUGAACACCUGCUGUUAACAAGCAACUAAAGCAAACACUGAUGAUCAUAAUGGUGACAUUUUUAAAAAACUAAUAAAACAUCAACAUCUAAAGCUCUGUUAAUAAAGUCAAAAUGGUUAGUAAUAAUAUAAACUGUUAAUGUUGUUUGUGGAGUUGUUUAAUCAUCCUCUGCUGAGAUCUUAAGAGAUUUAAUUUCUUCUUUUAUCUUCAGUUGAUUUCAUGUAAGGCUGUGGUUGAAGUCAGUUAGGGUUAGGGUCUUGUGUUUCUCUUUUUUUAUGUUGUUGUUUAUUUCCUUCAGUGAUUCUGCUUGUUAACAGCAAAUAACCUUCCUGACACAUUCACAGUGGUAACGCAGUGUUGACUCUGCUUGUUAACAGCAGGUGUUCAUCACUAAUGCUCAAUCAACAAUUGUAAAAUCAUUAGCACAGUGAAUGUAUUAAAAUUAACACAAGUGUUGUCAUAAAACUUACACAUUGAUGUGUAAGAAUUUAACACAGUUUGAGUUGGUUUUAACACAUCCUUUCUAAGAGUUUAUGUCAAAUUUUCUCACAAUUUCCAUACACUGCACUGCACUGAAAGUAGCUGUGACCACUGAGGCUAAAUGCGGAUGCGAUUUGCAUUAAAGGUCAUAAAUAAGCAUAUUAAGGAGAAAAGCUGUCAAACUCCAAUGAUA
This is a messenger RNA of Megalobrama amblycephala (Wuchang bream), 1383 nucleotides long. Its product is annotated as complement C3-like. Bases 16 to 504 code for a protein of 162 amino acids. The record is from RefSeq and is a predicted model, not a curated record. Lineage: Eukaryota; Metazoa; Chordata; Actinopteri; Cypriniformes; Xenocyprididae. Gene Ontology annotation, cellular component: extracellular region. The transcript is spliced from 6 exons.